UUCCGCGUCUCUCAUUCCAACUCCCAGUUUCACGAGGUUUUCCUGCGAUUAGGGUUUCCUCAGCUUGAGCCUCGAUUUGUUUGUGUGUACGUAGCUCUCCAGAUGUAGUUUCGAUGUGAAUUUUGUGUGCAGAUUUUCGUGCAGAAACGCAUUCGACUCGAUUUCAGUGGACUUAUGAGAUUUCCGUGUUCCGGAAGCCGAGAGAGACGAGGCAGGGCUACUGAUAUGUAGAAUUUUCAGUUGGCUGUGGUUGAUGGUUGGGUAGAACUUUGUGAAUGAGCUUGUGAUGAGUUUUCGAGUUAAACAAGCAAGACCCGUUCAAAUUUUCGUACAGAGAUUGACAGGAGUUGGUUACAGGAGUCGAAAUUGAGGUAUGGGUUGCCGGUGUUUGUUGCUCCUGCUUUUGCUUCGUCUGCCGGUCUUGAUGAUAAUUUGCGAUGAAGUUGCUCCUUCCGAUGUCGCUAGAAGUGGGUGGGGGUAGAGGGUAGUGUGCGUUGGAUAUUAUGUUUAGAGAAUAUGGGACAGAAAAUGGAGGACUCGGUGAGCAGUGCAGUUUUAACAAAGGGUGGGACGGACAUCCUCCAACGGAGGUUUGAGAAUUGUAAUUGGCUCAGUAAUACGAUCAAGGAGUGGAAAUUGGGAAUAGGGAGAGUGUUCGAGGGGUUUGGGUGAAGGAAUUCGAUGUGAGGCAGAUUCGUGUGGGGGCGAAUGCUGUAUGUAGAUUGCUGACCUGGAGUAUGAGCAGGGGGUGGAAUUGGCGGCAGUCAGUGCACAGUGUUCAGAUCAUGAUAUUUGUCUGCAUCGACGAACCGAAUCAAAGACAGCGUUCUUUGUGAGUUGUACAAAUGAUAAAUGCCAGAUUUUGUUUUUCGUGAUCCAUGUUUCUUGAAGUUAGCUUCAUCACUACGAAGCCGAUCUUUUAUCAGGUCCUAGUUCCAAUCAAGUCAUAAGUCAAGCGUAAUGUGGUUGAAUUUGGGGAUGAUAAGUUGGGAGGGAUUGGAAUUAUCGAUGUAGUGCGUUUUGCACUGCCUCCUCUCUGCAGAAAAGUUCUGAGGGUGUGUUUUGUCAAGAACUACAUGACGUUAGGUUUAGUCGAGAGUUUUCUGGCAUUCGACUGCAUUUUGGUCUUUAGGCAGUUUGAAAGUUGUUGAAUGGAUAGGAAGGUGUGUGGACCUGAAACAGUAGGAGUGCGGAAGUAGGAGAAAGAUAGGAGGCAAACAGAGAGGAUGGCGAGUUCCUUCCCCAACGAUGGUUCGUUUUUGGAGAGAUUCAAGCAGCUGCAGCAGAACGCUCCCCCCGAGCCUACUAGGACUGGUCCUGUGGUGUUGAUGACCACGAAAACACCAAAAGUGAGCUCCAAUAGUAAGGGUGCAGGUGCCUCCCAAUCCGGAACUGUUUCCAAGGGUUGUUUACCGAAUGGGAAAUUAGCAUUCAGUCUGAAGCAGAAGUCUAGGCUGGCCGUCAAUGCAAUCAAAUUUGGAGAAGACGAUGACGAAGAAGAUGAUGAGGAUACCCAGAGACAAGCUAAGAGGUCGAAGACUAGAAUCACAUCGAAGAGCAUAUCACCAGAGCCGAAGGACUUUGGUGCGAUACCAUCUCGUUUACCGGUAUUUUCAGCUAUGAUUUUUGCGAUCCUGCGGUUCUUCGCGCUGGCUUACAUUUGUUCAGUUCCCGUCCCUCCUCCUAACGGAGAGGUGAAGAAGGUUGCGGACAAACUAGCGCUAUUCGUGGCGAAGAACGGACGCCAAUUCGAGGAGAUCACCCGUCGGAAGAACCCUGGCAACACUCCUUUUAGCUUCCUCUAUGAUAUGGAGUCCGUGGAGUACAAGUAUUACCUGCAUAGAGUUGCUCAAGAGGAGGCAGUUCUGGCUAGCGAAGUUGGGGCAUUUCAAACGUCCAAUUCAGGGGGUGGUAGCAGCAAUCAAAGCAACUCUUGGAGGCAGUCGAGUGAAGGGCAACAGCUGAGGUAUCAGACACCAGCAUCUGCAUUGUAUAGCGGCGGUAGUGAGCAUCAGAGGCCAUCUUUUUCAUCGGGGUCUCCAUGUGAACACGUGCAAGAUAGAUACAACCAACAUCCCUAUGCAAAUGAUUCAGUGGCUAUGAUGGAGUUCUACACGAAGAAGGCCGCGCAGGAGGCUUUACGUAAACCUCCAAAGCAGUCUAAGGAUGAAAUGCCUCCCCCUCCGGGUCUACAUCCCCCACCAUCAGCAAGUCAAACUUCUAGUUUGACGGAGACUUGGCAACACGAAGAGUCAAUUAUCGCAGAAGAUGCACGUUCCACUUAUGUCACCUCAACCGUAGGGGUUGUCGAGGAUGGUGGCUCAGGGAAGAAAGGACAUCACAUGGGCGACUACAUUCCUCCUGAGGAAUUGGAGAAGUUUUUGGCUAAGUGCAACGAUGCGAAGGCAGCAAAAGCGACAGCCGGUCGUGCAAAAAUUCAAGCCGACAAUGUGGGACACCGGUUGCUGUCUAAGAUGGGUUGGAAAGAAGGAGAAGGCUUGGGAAGUGGUAGACGCGGAAUGGCAGAUCCAGUGCAAGCUGGAAGCGUGAAAGUGAACAAUCUGGGUGUCGGUGCGGAGCAACCGGGUGAGGUGACAGCAGAAGACGAUAUUUAUGAGCAGUACAAGAAACGUAUGAUGCUUGGGUAUCGGUUUCGGCCUAAUCCUCUGAACAACCCUCGCAAGGCGUAUUAUUAGGCGAUUGACGGUGCCUAUGAUGUGGAUAUCGAA
Molecule: messenger RNA, 2729 nt
Organism: Physcomitrium patens
Lineage: Eukaryota; Viridiplantae; Streptophyta; Bryopsida; Funariales; Funariaceae
Source: RefSeq, a predicted model, not a curated record